GCCGCGGCCGGGCGCGCGAGGACCAGCGGGGAGCCGGAGCGGAGCCCCCAUGGCGCGGCCCCCCGCGCGCCCCCCGCCGCAGCCCCGCUGAGCCCGCGGGCCGCGGCUCGCCAGGAUGCCCGAGGCGGGCGCGCAGGAGGGCGAGCGGCAGCGGCGAGCCCCGGCGGACGCGGAGCCGGCACCGGCCGGGGUCUUGGACAAGCUUUUUGGGAAGCGGCUGCUCCAGGCCGGGCGCUACAUCAUGUCCCACAAAUCCUGGAUGAAGACGGUGCCCACUGAGAACUGCGACGUGCUGAUGACCUUCGCCGACACGACGGACGACCACACGCUGCUCUGGCUCCUGAACCAUAUCCGGCUGGGCAUCCCCGAGCUCAUCAUCCAGAUCCGGCACCACCGGCACACCAAGGUGUACGCCUUCUUCGUCACCGCCACCUACGAGAGCUUGCUGCGCGGGGCGGACGAGAUCGGGCUGCGGAAGCCGGUGAAGGCCGAGUUCGGGGGGGGCACACGCAGCUUCUCCUGCGAGGAGGAUUAUAUCUACGAGAACAUCGAGAACGAGCUCUUCUUCUUUAGCUCCCAGGAACGGCAGAACAUCAUCAGGUACUGGCUGGAGAACCUGCGAGCCAAGCAUGGGGAAUCGCUACACAACAUCCAGUUCCUGGAGGGGCAGCCUGUCAUCCCCGAGCUGGUGGCCCGCGGCGUCAUCCAGCAGGUGUUCCCUGUCCACGAGCAGAGAAUCCUCAACCGGCUCAUGAAGUCCUGGGUGCAGGCGAUCUGCGAGGCCCAGCCCUUGGACGAGAUCUGCGAUUACUUCGGGGUGAAGAUCGCCAUGUACUUCGCCUGGCUCGGCUUCUACACCUCAGCCAUGGUGUAUCCCGCCGUCUUCGGCUCCAUCCUCUACACCUUCACUGAGAAUGACCAGACCAGCCGUGAUAUCUGCUGUGUGAUCUUUGCCAUCUUCAAUGUCAUCUGGGCCACGCUCUUCCUGGAGGAGUGGAAGCAGCGGGGGGCCGAGUUCGCCUACAAGUGGGGGACCCUGGACACGCCUGCUGAGUCCAUUGAGGAGCCCCGCCCACAGUUCAGGGGCAUCAAAAGGAUCAGCCCGGUGACCAACGUGGAGGAGUUCUACUACCCGCCGUGGAAACGGCUGCUCUUCCAGUGCCUGGUCAGCCUGCCCGUCUGCCUCAUCUGCCUCUCCUUCGUCUUCCUCGUCAUGCUGGGGUGCUUUGAGCUGCAGGAGUUUGUGCUAAGCAUCAAGGAGCUGCCCCGGCUCAUCCGCUUCCUGCCCAAGAUCGUCUUGGCCCUCAUCGUCACAGCCUGUGACGACGUCUACCGGAAGAUCGCGUACUGGCUGAAUGACAUGGAAAACUACCGGCUGCAGAGUGCCUACGAGAAACACCUCAUCAUUAAAAUGGUUCUGUUUCAGUUUGUAAAUUCAUACCUAAGUCUUUUCUACAUUGGUUUCUACCUCAAGGACAUGGAGCGGCUGAAGGAGAUGCUGGCCACGCUGCUCAUCACCCGCCAGUUCCUCCAGAACAUCAAGGAGGUCUCCCAGCCCCACCUCUACCGCAAGAUCCAGCGGGGCGACCUGAGCCUGCAGAACAUCCGCGACGUCUCCCACACCAUCUUCCGCCUGCUUGCCCAGAGAUACACGGCGCCCAGGCUGGGCCCUGAGCCCCGGCCUGCAGAGCAGGCGGCCAGGCUGGGCCCCGAGCCCGAGGGGGCAGGCGAGGGGCCCCAGGGGGAGAAGUGCCUCAACGGGGGCUGCGGCGUCCCCGAGGAGGAGGAGAAGCGGGAGUCGGACUCGGAGGACGAGAGCGUCCUGGACUGUGGGCUCAAGCUGAAGAAGGUGAGCUUCAUCGAGCGGGCCGAGCGCCGGGGCCGGGAGCUGGGUGCCAUGGAGGACGCCAGCUUCCUGGAGGAGGGCAGCCCCACCAUGGUGGAGAAGGGCAUGGACCCUGCUUCCAUCUUUGAGCUGGCCGAGGAUGAGGAGGAGACCGAGGGGCCCUCCGGCAGCCCCCUCCCGGAAGCCAAGGAGCUGGCAGUGACCCUGCGGGCUCGGCGGGGCCGGGCGGCUGAGAGCCAGGAGGAAGAGGAGGAGGAGGAGGGCAGAAAGCGGAACCGGGCCUCCUGGAUUGACCCACCGGAGGAGAACUACUCCCCCCAUCUCACCCAGGCCGAGGUGGAGAGCUGCAUGAAGAAGUACGAGGACACGUUCCACGAUUACCAGGAGAUGUUCAUCCAGUUCGGCUACGUGGUUCUCUUCUCCUCCGCCUUCCCUCUGGCUGCCCUGUGCGCCCUCAUCAACAACAUCAUCGAGAUCCGCAGCGAUGCCUUCAAGCUGUGCACCGGCCUGCAGCGCCCCUUCGGCCAGAGGGUGGAGAGCAUCGGGCAAUGGCAGAAAGUGAUGGAGGCCAUGGGCGUCCUGGCCAUCGUGGUGAACUGCUACCUGAUUGGUCAGUGCGGCCAGCUGCAGCGGCUCUUCCCAUGGCUCAGCCCAGAGGGAGCCAUCAUCUCCGUGGUGGUGCUGGAGCACUUUGCCCUGCUCCUGAAGUACCUCAUCCAGGUGGCCAUCCCUGACAUCCCGGCCUGGGUGGCGGAGGAGAUGGCGAAGCUGGAGUAUCAGCGCAGGGAGGCCUUCAAGAAACACGAGCGGCAGGCGCAGAACCACUACCAGCAGCAGCUGCGGCGCAAGCGGGAGGAGGAGGAGCGGCAGCGGCAAGCCGAGUACCAGGCCCGCAAGGAGCGCGAGACCAGCCGGGACGAGGGGAAGCCCGAGGCUGCCGGGCAGGACCCCGGCCACGAGAAGAGCCAGGCCAAAACCAAAGGGGCCGGCGGCUCGUCCCAUGGCUCCGAGAAGCCCAAGAGGCCCAGCUCCCUGCUGGCCACCAACAAUGUCAUGAAACUGAAGCAGAUCAUCCCGCUGCAGAGCAAGUUCCUGUCGGGGGGCGGCGCCGGGGCAGCCAGCGCCGCCACGGCCCAGUCCCCGACGGGCAGCGAAAACAAACUGCCCGGCUUCCUGAGCUUCAAGUUCCUGAAGUCGCCGGAGACCAAGAGGGACGGGGGCACCGAGAAAGUCCAGUCACCCACCAAACCGUUCAACCCGGGCAAACUGUUCAACUUCGGCAAGUCCGAGGGAGCCGGGGCCAGUGGCAACGGUGCUGCCGCCCCCCCGCCGCAGCGGCCCGGCCCGUCCUCGGAGGGUGGCGAGAAGCAGCUGCCCGGCAAAGCCCACCUCAACGGGCUGGUGGACGAGGGUGGCGUGGAGGAGGGUGAGCUCAGAGCCGAGGAGGAGAGCACAGGCCAUAAACUCUAACCGGGGGGGAUGGGGGACAGCGGGCAAAGGAGUUACGGAUCCCGGGUCUGUUCUUCAAGCAGAAUUAGGACGUGCCCAGCCUGGCGUGGGGCUCUUAGGACACCUGCACCCCCCCGCGCCAUCAGGAGAGUGGAGAUGGGUGCGUGACGUGAGCGGUGGCCGUCCCAUCCCCCGCGGCACGGGAAAGCAGAGUUCAGGGGCUGGGGGCUGGGGGGCCUUGAGACAGGCAGCUUCUGCUCCCAGCUUUGGUGACGAGAUCGGUGGCCUCAACUCAGUGCCAAGAGGCAGUUCAGCAUCCUCAGGAGAGGGGCGGGAAUGGAAUUGGGGAGCAAAGGUGCGGGCAGCAAGGCAGGGUCGAGGGGUGCCGGCAAAGCUCAGGACUGGAAAACUAGUGGGGGGGCGGGAGGGGCCUGCCCGUCGGGGGGUGGCACUGCGUUGCAGAGGGGGCCCGUGACACAAAAGUCCGAGGACUUGACAGAGCAGCGCCCGUUGAAGAUCGAGGGGCAUUGGUGGAGCUGGGGGAUUGGGGCUGGACUAGCAGGGGGCUGUGAGUUGGGAGUGAGGGGCAUUGGUAGAGCUGUGUGUGUGCAGGGGGAGGUCAGGGCUAGAAUAGCUGCAGGACCACAGGUGGAUUUCUCCCUGUCUCCUAGCUGAGCCAGGACCCGCUGGGGCCCUGUGCUCUGGGCCCGAAGGGCUUGGGGGGACAAGGGGGAUGUAUGGGUGCUGUACGUGCACGUUCCCCGAGCGCUCCCUGUGGUAAAUCUACCCUAAUGCAGCACCCGGAGCCAGGCACAGAAGCUGGCCGUGCAACCAGGGGCAGCCUGAGCUUAAAGCUGGAGGGGUGGGUCGGGCAGAUGGGGCUGGGGAAGCAGAGGUAGGAGCAGCCCGCAGUGGCCUUGCGCUCAGGAGCUCAGCUGGGGUGUGCUCAGAAGUCCUUUCCCCUGCGUCCCAGAGAGAGUAAGAGCCCUGGGGCCCUGCAGGCUCUCAGCAGGGACUCUCCAAAGCUCCCUUGGCUCCUGCUGAGCCCCUGGCGUCUGCUGCAGGGAAGCUGUGCCCCUGCGCAGGGCGAAGGUUAUCCCCUUUCCUGCCAGCUCCGUCCCCCUGACUGCAGGCGCUCGGCCUUGGCCUGCUGUUGUUACUGCAAACACACACCAGAAGGGGGCGCUCCCUGCCUGCAUCCUCACAGGGCUCAGCAUUUGCUGCCACAGCUGUCCCAGCCCCUGAAUCUGGCCCCCUGGGCCCAGGUCUUCCUCAAUCCCUGCUACCCUGGCGCCAAUUUCGCCACGACGGCCUGCUUGUGCGAAGGGUGAGCAAAGUGCCCCGUGCCCCAGGCAACAGCUGGCGAUGGGCUGGAUGAGCUAAUGGGUCUUUCGUGUUCCUAAAGUCCAGGGUGGCAUGAACGGGGUUGGCGCCACACCCGCCUGGCUCGAGUGGCAGCCAUCCAUCAGCCGGGGGAUGGGGAAUUUAGCUCGUGGGCCACCCUUGUCAAAGUCUCUAGUCCCUUUGGCCCAGCUGGGGAUGGACAGCAAGGGAGCUCAGUGCUGCAAGAUCAGGCCGGAGCCACCAAUCCCCCUGGGGCUGGCAAGGUGUCACAAGCAUCCCAGCUGGGGGAGCACGGCAGGAGGAACGGAGUGGGCGAGCCCAGGUACGGCUGGAAUGAGGGGGUUGGGGGCACAGGCCCACAGGGGCAACGUGGAGGCAGAGAUCAGGAGGAAGGAGAGGUGGGUCACCACUGAAUCAUUCACCCCUGCCUUCUCACCAGGCAGAAGCUGGCGGAAUCCCAUAUGCACUAGAUGCAGAAGGGAAACUCGCCGCUAUUCCAUCUCACCGUUUCCAGAGCUCUCCUCCCAGCUCUCUAGCCUCGAAAUGAUUUGAUUUUUCCAGUGCAGGGACAUCUUUCUGCUUGAAGAACAGACCGAGGGGUGGGGCAGCGAAUUUGAGCCACAUAAUUUCCAUGCAUGGUCGACAUU
Messenger RNA from Chelonia mydas (Green sea turtle), 5286 nucleotides. It is a transcript of the gene ANO8, whose product is annotated as anoctamin 8. Gene Ontology annotation, biological process: chloride transmembrane transport. Bases 116 to 3316 code for a protein of 1066 amino acids. Gene Ontology annotation, molecular function: chloride channel activity. The record is from RefSeq and is a predicted model, not a curated record. The transcript is spliced from 17 exons. Gene Ontology annotation, cellular component: plasma membrane. Lineage: Eukaryota; Metazoa; Chordata; Testudines; Cheloniidae.